Messenger RNA from Geosmithia morbida, 4536 nucleotides. Its product is annotated as translation initiation factor 4G. NCBI's taxonomy places the organism in Eukaryota, Fungi, Ascomycota, Sordariomycetes, Hypocreales, Bionectriaceae. The record is from RefSeq and is a predicted model, not a curated record. The transcript is spliced from 3 exons. Bases 1 to 4536 code for a protein of 1511 amino acids. Gene Ontology annotation, cellular component: eukaryotic translation initiation factor 4F complex. Gene Ontology annotation, molecular function: translation initiation factor activity; mRNA binding; protein binding.
AUGACGUCGCCUGCGAACCAGCAGAACCCGGCGACAAACACCACCGCGACCACGGCUUCGUCUUAUGCUUCCGCUGCGGGUGCGCCUCAGAAGCCUGCCCAGACUCGGACUCAGCCUACUGUAGCUGCGUCUGGAUCUCAGACCUCGGUCACCACCUCCUCGGCCUCGCCCGCGCAGAAUGCUAAGCAGGCCUCUUCGUCUCCCGUAAACGGCAAGCCUGCUGUUUCUCCCGCUAUCCCCGCCGUCGCUCGCGGAAGCGCUGUUCCCAACGGCGCCCACACUCGUCAAAGCUCCGUCACCAUGGCUGCCAACGGCCCCAACAGCUACGCUGCCAACGGUGGCCCAGCUGCUCCUGCCGUCAAGCCCGGUAUCCAGUUCGGCUUCGGUUCUCCCGUCCCUGGCCACAGCUCGCCUCAGACCGGCAGCGCGGCCCCCAUUCCCAUCCCCGGCGGUGGCAACCCUCGUAUCAGCUCUCCCGCCCACUCGCCUUCGCCGAUCCCCCAGCCUUCGGCUAGCGGUGGCCGUCCCCCUUCUAGCCUCCAGCAGCACGGCGGUCAGAUGACCUUUGGUAGUCUUGGCAGCGAUGGAGAUCGCCACAUGAGGCAAGGCUCCGUGCCCCCCAACCCGAACGCCAUGGGUGCCCAGCAGGGAACCCACUAUCGACGCGAGUCCAACAACUCGAUCCAGAGCGAGGGCCCCGGUAACCGUGCCAGCUUCGGCCCCCAGGGCGGUCGUGGACGCGGCGGCUUCCACUCCCACGGUAACAACUAUAACCAUCAUCAGAUGGGAUACCCUCCCAACAACCAGUUCCGCAACGGUCCCGGUCAGGGCCGUGGUAUGCCUCCCGCUUUCCAGCCUCAGGGUCCCCGUGGCUUCCCCAACUCGCCCCAGGCUCCCCACCGCAGCCCGGCCAUGGUUCCUUCGAUGCCGACCACCCCCAACAUGCCCGCUGCCACAAUGCAGGGCGCCAUGCCCAUGGCUGGAGCCCCCGCCUACCACUAUGGUCCCCCCAUGCCGGGACAGCCUCAACAAGUACAGUUCCUCCCACCAACUUUCAACUCGAAGAAAUUCCCCUUUAGAAACAACAAGAAGCCAAAGAUGAAGCCCAGGCCACUCCGAGAUGGAGACGGCGCAUCUCGCGACGGCAUCUAUGCUAGUAACGUGGCGCCGUCUGCUGGGCGCCAGAAUCGGCGUUCUGAGCCUGAUGACUUCUAUAGUGGCCCCAGCAUGCAGCAGCAGCAGCCCGCAACGACUUUGGCGACUCGUGGCGACUCGGGGAAGUCUCCAGCUCAGCAGCCACGGGUCCAUGACACCGCAACAACUACGGCCACAGCCUCAGCCUCGGCCAGUGCCGAAGGCCAAGCCACGCCGCCUUCUUUCACUUCACAUCUUGACAUGGCUCCAGGCAACUACGAGAAGCUUUUGCUGACUUUGAAGAACCAGGGCUAUGGCUACCCCCCUCCCCAGCCGCAGAUUGAGCAGUACGGUCGCCCCUUCCCCUACGGCAUGCCCUACAUGCAGCAGCCUCAGGCUGGCUCGCCCGGCUACAACCAGGGCUUCGUCCCUCAGUCUUACCACCAAUCCAGCCACAGCAUGUCGCGGACUCCCUCGCAGCCUGAACGCCCCGCCAGCGCCAACCAGCACGGUCCCCCGGUUGCCGUCGGCUCCACUAACAAACAGCCCGCCGGUGGUGCCACCGUCAAGCCUAGGAAGAACGCUGCCGUCCUCAUCAAGACUGAGACCGGUCAGGUCGUCGAUACCUCUUCUUUCAAGGUUGCCCCCGCCUCGCCUGCCCCCAGCAGUCAACACGCCAGGACCCCGCCCAUCUCGUCGGCCAACCCCACACCGCCCCCUAAGAGCUCUACCCCAGCUCACGGCCGCACCGACAGCCACGCCACUCAAAAGACUGCCAAGGAGAUUCAGGACGAGCUCAAGGAGAAGAUUAAGCAGGCCACCCAGGCCAAGGAGGCCGCCGCCGCACCCGCGCCGGCUGAGCCCAAGACUGCAGAGGCCAGGCCCAAGGAUGCUGAUGAGCCUGCCGCCGAGAAGCCCGCCGGGGCCAAGGAGGAGCCCAAGGAGGAGCCCAAGGAGGAGCCCAAGGAGGAGCCCAAGGAGGAGCCCAAGAAGGUUGCUGAUCCCUCCAAGGAUGAUGGCCCGCCUGACGAAGAUGAGAUGGAGCGUAUCAUCCGCGAGAUGGAGGAGGAGGAUGCCAGGCGUGAGGCUCAGGAGGCCGAGCACCGCGCCAAGGCCGAUGCCGAGAAGGCUGCCGCAAAGAAGAAGGCCGAGGAAGACCGCAAGCUCAACGCUGCCGAUGAGGACCGCAAGCUCCGCGAGAUGGAGCGCGAGAUGGAGCGCCUCGAAGAGGAGAAGGAGAAGAAGCGUGCCGCCGCCGCCGAGGCCUCUGCCAAGGGUGUGUCCACGACCGACGUCGACUCCAAGUCCGGCAACGUGGACGAUGUCGCCGACAAGCUCUCGGGCAUGAAAAUAGGUGACAAGCCAGCCGAUGCCAAGCCCGCCACGACGGCUGAGAAGCGCGGUGCCAAGCCCGCGGCCCUCAACCUCACGCCCCUCAACACCAAACCCAUCGAGCCGCCCCAGCCUAGCGCUGCUCUGCAGUCGCUCAAGUCGGCCCGCUUCCUCCAGGUCAUGGACCAGGACAUCUACCCUGCCGGCAUCAAGUCGCCCAACCCGGCGCUCAACGCCGCCGUCGCCAAGAAGGGCAAGACCUUCAAGUACGACUCCAAUUUCCUGCUGCAGUUCCGUGGCGUCUUCACCGAGCAGCCCUCGCUCGAGUUCCACCAGCAGGUCAAGUCGCUCAUCGGCGACGGUGACGGCGGCCGCUCUGGCUCCCGCGCCCAGACCCCCGGCUCUAGCAGGCAGGGCUCCCGCGGCGCCAGCGGCAGCGGCUUCACCAUGGGCGCCUUCAACGCCCCCGUCGGACGUACGCUGCCCCGCGGUACCACCUCGGCGCAGCGCUUCGAGGAGGCUUCCCGUGCUGGAACCAGUCCCCUGCCCGGCUUCCAGAGGCCCGGUGGCUUCCCCCUGCCCACUAUGUCGCGCACGCCCUCUAUGGGUCCAAACUCGCCUCGCCAGACCAGCCGACCCACGCGCGGUAGCCGCCGCGGCGACCACAACAACGGCGCCAAGGAGGCCCAGGCUGCCAAGACGAUGCCUCUCACCGCCGGCAUGGACGUCAAGCCCAUUGCCAUCACGGCCACGGGCUGGAAGCCUUCGAGUGUCGGCCGCGCCGCCGCCGCCGCCAGCACGUCCAAGGAUGGCCUCCUCGACCCUGAGAUGGUCCAGAGGAAAGUCAAGGCUGCACUCAACAAAAUGACGCCCGAGAACUUCGAGCGCAUCUCAGACCAGAUCCUCACCAUCGCCCACCAGUCCAAGGACGAGUCCGACGGUCGCACCCUGCGCCAGGUCAUCCAGCUCACAUUCGAGAAGGCCACCGACGAGGCCCACUGGGCUUCGAUGUACGCCAAGUUCUGCAAGAAGAUGUUGGAAACUAUGAGCCCAGAGAUCCAGGACGAGCGCAUCAAGGACAAGAACGGCAACACGGUCAGCGGUGGCAACCUUUUCCGCAAGUACCUCCUCAACCGCUGCCAGGAGGAAUUUGAGCGCGGUUGGAGCAUCAACCUACCCGAGACGGAGGAGGCUGACAAGAAGCUCGGCGAGGCCGCAAUGCUCUCGGACGAGUACUACAUUGCCGCCGCCGCCAAGCGUCGUGGUCUCGGUCUUGUGCAGUUCAUUGGUGAGCUGUACAAGCUCGGCAUGCUGACGGAACGCAUCAUGAUUGAAUGUGUCCACAAGCUUGUCGACUACAAGGGUGUCCCUGACGAGGCCGAGAUCGAGUCCCUGUCCAAGCUGCUGCGCACCAUCGGCCAGAACCUCGACAUGUCGGAGAAGGGUCGCCCUAUGAUGGAUGUCUACUUCUCCCGUAUCCAACAGAUGAUGGAACUGCCCGAGCUGCCCAGCCGUCUCAAAUUCAUGCUCAUGGAUGUUGUCGACCUUCGCAGGGUCAACUGGAAGUCGAAGGAGACCAACAAGGGCCCCAAGACCCUUGAGGAGGUUCGCGCCGAGGCCGAGGCUGCUGCCGCUGCCAAGGCUCAGGAGAAUGCUAAGAGCAACCAGCGUGGCGGAGGUGGUCGCCCCCCCGGCGGCCGCGGUGACGCUCGCAACUUCUCAGCUGGCUACAACCACCAACCCAGCAAUCAGGUCGGUAUGGAUGACCUGCGCCGCCUCAAGGGUUCUGCCAGCCGUUCGUCGAGCGGUAACGUGACACUCGGCCCCACCUCCAUGUUCUCAUCUCGCAGCAACAGCGGACGUCGGCUUGGACCUGGAGGGUCUCUUGGCCGUUCCGGCGAUGACUCUGGUCCUUCGUCGAGGAGCGGUACCCCUAUGAACCGGGAGAAUUCGUCCCACUCCAACGCCUUUAGCCUGCUUGCCAACAUGGAGACAGAGAACCCUGCCUCGCCCCCGACAACUUCUGCCACACCUGCCGCCAAGGGCGCCGACAAGAAGGAUGGUGAAUAG